Molecule: messenger RNA, 1258 nt
Organism: Corticium candelabrum
Lineage: Eukaryota; Metazoa; Porifera; Homoscleromorpha; Homosclerophorida; Plakinidae
Exons: 1
Coding region: 1-1047 (348 amino acids)
Source: RefSeq, a predicted model, not a curated record
AUGAGAAGGCUUUUUGCAUUACCACUUCGACUAGGCGGCCUUGGAAUUGUAGAUCCACGUUCGUUGACUUGUGAGCUGGAAUACUCAAAGUUAAUUUGUGCGCCACUGGUCAACCGAAUUGUGCAACAAGAAACAAACCUGGAUAACGUUCCUACCAAGCAGAAUUCUAUGAAAGCUAGCAUUCGCCAGCAAAAACAUCUAGCACAAAAGUCUCAUUCUGAAAUCACUGUCAAUGAUCUAUCUGUGGAAUUGAAACGUUCAGUUGAAUUGGCCUGUGAGAAGGGUGCCUCCUGCUGGCUGACCGCAAUCCCACUAGAGCAACACGGAUUCACUUUGCACAAAUCUGCGUUUCGGGAUGCCCUGUGCCUCAGAUACGGUUGGCACCCGUCCAACCUCCCAGACAUAUGUCCAUGUGGAUCUAAAUUCUCAGUAGAUCACUCUCUGUCAUGUCCAACAGGAGGAUACCCCAGCAUCCGCCAUAACGAGGUCCGCGAUUUAUUUACCAACUUGUUGACAGAGGUUUGCCACGAUGUACACAAAGAGCCCGUUCUGCAACCUCUCAACGGCGAGGUGUUUCAAAAACGCUGUACUACCUCUGACGAAAAUGCCAGACUUGAUAUUGCUGUCAGUGGAUUUUGGGGUGGGCACUUCCAACGAACUUUCUUUGACGUCAGGGUCUUCAACCCUAAUGCCUCAUCCUACAAAUCAGUGCAGAUCCCGUCAUUAUAUAAACGGCAGGAACAAGAGAAGAAAAGGCGAUACGAGGAACGAAUUAAUAACGUGGAGCUUUCAUCGUUCACGCCAAUCAUUUUAGCAUGCACUGGAGGAUGCAGUAAACUGACGUCUAUUUUUUUGAAAAGACUAGCCUCACUUUUAUCGGAAAAGCACCACACCGAGUACAGCACAACUAUCAACUGGCUGAGAUGUCGACUGUCAUUUGCACUCCUUCGGGCCUGCGUGAUGUGUUUGCGAGGAUGCAGGUCCAAGCUUCACAGAACCUCAAGGGACUUCAACAUUCUGCUGGAAGCAGCAGAAAGUAGAUUAUAGAAGACUGUUUAUCUCAAAGUUGUUACAACCUAGAAACUUGUUGCUAUAGAGGAAGCUUUUACAUACAGUAGUAGUAUUUUGAAAAAAGUAGUAGAGAUUUUAUUAUUAUUAUUAGUAGUAGUAGUAGUAGUAGUUUAUUCAAGUAGUAGUAGUAGUAGUGUGUUAGCAGAUGCCGUUUGAUUGUUCAAAUACACCAGUUCUCAGUAGUAGU